AUGGCAGUUCUUCCUUGCAGGACGGCCCGAGGGUAUCGGAGAUCGUCGCACGGCUGUCAAGAGGCCGUUCUGGAAGCGGGCGGACAGGCAGGCCCAUCGAUCGCUGCGGCUCUCAUGGCUCAGGGCCAUUUCGCUUCGGGCUCGGGGGCGGGCGAGACCAAGCGAAACAGGGAACGACCCUCGAAGUUCCUCGAGGCCGAGCGGUUGUCCUACGUCGCUGCUGGUCGCUCGGUUUUGGCACAGGCUCCCGUUCUCAGCGUCGUCGCUGAUGCCGUCCACGUGGGACAGGAGGACUGGCUGAACGUUUUCCUCUGCGACACAAGCGAGGACGUGAAGAAAGGGACGGCCAUCACGUCGGACGACUGGGUGGACAUGUGGCAGGGCCGCAUCACGAAGUUCUUCCAGAAGGCCGGCUCCAAAGGUCGGUCGGCAGCGAAGACCACAGGCGGCUACAAGGAGCCGGAGAGGCUGGCCACUCAGGAGUGGCUCCGAGACAUGUCCCACAGCCUCGCGGUCGUUGGCUGGGGCUUCUCGUCCUUCCGACGGACGAGCGAGGCAGGCCGGCCGAGUGUCUUGAUCCUCUGCACGGAUCAGGAGGCCACUCAGUUGGCGGCCGUGAACUACUUGAAGUUCGGCCGUUCGCUGUUCGUGGAGCACGUCAACGACCCGGCUCACCGUUCCCACAACGACGUGAACCUCGCGAUGGCGGCGGCCGGUCUGCUGACGUUCGGCCUCGUGUCCAUCGGCCUCUACAACGUUCGUUACGGCCCAUGGAACAAGGGCACGUGGUUCGGCAAGGUCCAGACGAUGGCGGACGAGAUGAGUCGUUCGAUGAGCCCUUCGGAUCCGUUGCUGCUGACUUUCUUUCCGGACAUUCUGGAGGACCAAGGCCGUUCGCAAGAGGACAACAACGAGGCCGAGCGACGUGCUUUUCUGGAGAGCCUGCCAAACAGGUCGGUCGUGAGAAGCAAGGGCAGCAAGGCCUCGCAGUCUCGCUUCAACAGUCUCUCGCAGGCCCAUGCGGAGCUCGACGGCGAGUGGUCGGCCUUUUGCCUCGUGCUGGUCGCUCUCUGCGUGGCCGAGGGCUGGUGCACGACGGCGUCCCAGUUGUGGUCGCCCUCCGCUGGCAUGGCCGAGACGACGACGGCCGGCACGACCAGGGCGGCCGCCAAGUCUGCUGCUCGCAAGGCUCUGCAGCAGCAGAGGAGUCGUUCGGUGAACGUCUUGCACGGGAUGACGAUGUUCGCGUGCAACCAAGACAAUCGGUCGCUGGCCAGGUCCGUGUUUUUCGUGCUUCAACCGGAGAACGUUCGGUGCAGCACGAUGCUCGCAGACCUUCGGGCGGCCGAGGCCACCGUGAGCCAGUAUGCCAACUGGGCUCACUGGCAGUACAUGGAGGUCGCUCGCGAGCACGUCGCCAAGCUGUCCAACCUGGCCGCUCUGAAGCGGAUCGGCCUUGACAUGUCCUUCGAGCUGCCAAAGGAGGAGGUUCGAGAGGACUCGCUGGCGUGGCAGGAUGCAGUCGCUCACAGAGUCGUUCGCCUGACACACCGUCUCUUGCGAUAUCGUUGCGGCAGCCAGCUGGGGUCCACGAACGGCUGGGGAGCAUCGGCCGGCUUGCUGCACGAGUCUGCCGCCCUUCGACAGUCCAGCCUUCGCUUUCUGGAAGAGGUGGAUCGCACGGUCAAGCGUGUGCAGGCCGAGGGGUCGUUGGAGGCGAAGCUCCUCUUGGACGGCCACCCUGUGGCCAUGUUGCUGUCCGAGUUGCGGGAGGCGUCGUUCGUGGAGGUUCCGCCGGGGACGUUCGAGUGGCUUCGCCGUUCGUGGAGCGGCCUGCUGAACUCGAAGCUCGUGGAGGACGCCAACAAGGUCCAACGUGAGGCCGAGCAGCGGAAUGGCACUUCGAAGACGUUGGGUCGUUUGGAGGGCUGGCACGGUCUCUCGAGAAAGAAGCUCCUGGAGCAGUAUCACAGGAGAGAGGUGCCGAGCGGCCGGAUGGCGACCGUGCCCGCGAAGUUCGAGGCCGAUCCGUGGUUCGUGCGGCCUAAGCGGCUCCGCACGGACCCGGGCAGUUCGUCGGCCGCCGUUCGCGAGGAGCAGGAGGAGGGCCUCACGGACCAGACCUUCGAGGACGACCUUCUGAAGGGCGUUAGCCAACCGAGGACGUGGGCCUCUCCCACACCUGAGUCGGAACAGGACAAGCUGGCUGGGUUCUCGCUGCUCACCAAGGUCAUUCGGCAGAACAUGGACUGGUCCUUCGUGGAGAAGGGAUGGUGGGCAGCCUUGGCUCCCGAGGGACAUGCCUUGCAGUUUCCGACUGGACCACCGUUGUACGUGGUUCGCAGCUACAAGCGAGCGGCUCUCGUCUGGCCCGGCAAGUUGCAGGCUUCCCCUGCCGGAGACAUCGUCAGCCUGGACCUGGAGAACCCACAGGUCGGAUGGGUGCACCUUUUCGACGAGGCCGUGGACGUUCUGGACUUGGCUGCGACCUCGCCACAACGUCUCGUGUCUCUCGGUGAGACCCGGGCCAUGGGAGUUGUCUUUCGGGUGCAGGCCCGAUGUUCCUUGCUUCAGCACCACGAGAAGUUCGGCUUCGCAGGCGUUCCGGAGUGGGGUCUGCGACGACUCGCAGAGGUGAAGGGAUGGCCGGCCGAAGCUGAGGAGACUGGCCACGAGGAGGACGACCGCCUCGCCGUGGUGUGCCUCUUGUCUCUCCAGCCAACUCUGACGAAGGACGACGUGGUCAAUCGUCUCCUGUUUCGCCAGGACGUGGCCUCGUGGUCGGGCGAGUUUGGGGAGCUCGAUCUGACAGAGGUCGUGCGAGACACAAUGUUGGCGGCCGACCAGGACGUCGCCCUCCAACAACUUGCGAAGCGGAAAGCCGCUCGCGAGACUGCCGUGGAGAUCCGGAAGCGGGUCUCGCGGACUUUCGAGGCCGUCGCCAAGACCUUUGCCAGCCGACCCGAGUACAAAAAGGCAGCGGCAGCUCGAAAGGCCAAAGAGAAGCAGGCAUCGCAGCAGCAGAAGGACCAUGCCGCUGCGAUCAAGCGGUGCUAUGCCGCCCUCAGCUCGGACAUCGACAAAGUCGUGAAGGUCGGCGUUCCCACAGCCGUCCGAGUGUAUCGGGACGACUACAACGGCCGCUGGCGUCUCACGUACAGGACUGUCUGGGCUCAGGUCACUCGCAGCAUUUCGUGGACUGCCGUGGGCAGUAGGAAUGCCGCAGCGGAAGCCGUUCGCCAAGGCUGGCAGUGGGCGGAGACUUUCGACGGCCUGCCGAUGCCGGAGGAGGCAGCAGGCCUGUUGCAGAAGUUGGCGGCUUGA
Messenger RNA from Symbiodinium sp. CCMP2592, 3324 nucleotides. NCBI's taxonomy places the organism in Eukaryota, Dinophyceae, Suessiales, Symbiodiniaceae. The record is from the annotation of a GenBank genome assembly.